UUUGGGACGCAUGGAGGGACAUAAAGAUACCCUUGAGAUCGACAAGGCUGCGCAGAAGCUCACCGAUGAGAUUCAGUCUAUGAGUAAUUACAAAAAUCUCUACAAUGAAAUCCAGAGGCUCGUCGCCUCGUCGGUGGUCAAGAAGGAGAAUUUCAAGGGAACGUUGACCGAAGCACUCAAGAACAAUGGACUCGAGACAGAGAUCAGGAACACCGUAUUCCACUGGGCGCGUUCUCAAGGUCAUCUUCGAUCCAUACCGGAAGUGCGUCCGCCUGAUGCAGACCUCAAUUACCUCAGGAAGGCGCAAAUUCAGUGGGAGAGGAGGAUUCAGAAAUCUUUGAACUCCAUGUGCAAUGAGUUGAAUGUUCCGCUUGCUAGGAUUCGACCGAGUGCUGAUAAGGAAGAGCUCGCGGAGAAGUGGAAUGAGUUGAGUACUUACGAUAUUGGUGAGUAUCUCCAUCACGCGAUUUAUUUACGAUCAAUCGAAUAUCGAUUGGUCGUCCAUCGAUUUCAUUCGAUAUUUGUCUUCCUCGAUCGAGCCCCGAUAUUUCCGAGAGACAGAACUGCGAUUGCUCCAUUCUCCUGGAGCCUUUCUGUCAUUCGCCGGACAGUGGUCACGUGGGUUAACCUCGUGACACCUUCAGGUAGUACUCAAGGGCGCCUCAGAUUCAAAUUUCUUUUUGGUUUAUCAGAUUUAUCUCAGUACAGACCGCUGUACGCGCCCAAGGACUUCCUCGAGGUUUUAUUCUCCGUUCGUGAUCCUGGAUUCAAGAAACAGCCUAAUGAACCCAACUGGGAGUUCAGCCAUGUUCAAAUACGAGUGAAGCAGCUUGGAGAAUUGAGGGAAACUUACGCUGAAUUAUCGCAAGGAGUUGCUCUCCUGGGGGUCAAUGGAGAAAUGCCAGCCGCUGGAAAUUUCCCCAAUCUCGAAGCUGAGAGAACGAUUUUGGGAGAAAAGGUCUUGACCUUGAAUCAUGCUCCCAUAGCUCAGGAAUUCCUGAAGCGCGGAGCCCCGCGAGCUCUGAGAGGACAACUGUGGUCUCUUGUGCUGGGGUCAAUCGUUAAAGAUCUUGACGUUGAAUAUUACGAGGAACUGAAGAGUAUGGUUCUACAAUACGACAUAAUGGUGGAUAAACUCAUCAUCAAGGACGUGCAGCUGACGGCUAGCAACGAUGAUCAGUACUUCGUCUUCGAGGAUGUACUUUACAAAACGAUGUUGUGCUUCUCGAGGGACUCUGAAGUGUUGGCUCCUGUCACGACUGACAGAAGUGCGGGGGGUCAGGUGAUCCAUGCCGUUCUCCAGGGGAAGCCUGCAGCACUGGAGAAUACUCUGGUGUUUCCGCCGAGUGGAGUCAUUCCAUUUCAUGGGUUCACGAUGUAUGCUACACCAUUUUGCUACCUCUACGAUGAUCCCUGCACUAUGUACUACACAUUCCGAGCAUUUUACCUACGAUAUUGGUUUCGCCUGCACACUGUAUCCAGUCACGAGCAGGGAAUCGUCGCAUUAUGUUUAUUAUUUGAGAGAUUACUCCAGUGUCACGAGCCCCAGCUCUGGGCGCAUUUCCGUAGCAUGCAGAUACAACCUGUCAAAGUUGUUUUCAAGUGGCUGAUGAGAGGAUUUAGUGGUCACCUACCUCCAGAGCAACUUCUCUACCUCUGGGAUCUCAUCUUGGGAUACGAUUCACUGGAAAUUAUUUCACUCCUAGCCGUCACCAUAUUGAGCUUUCGCAAGGAGAAUCUCCUGCAAGUCAACAAUCUUCACAAUGUUGAAGCUGUUCUCGCGGACUUGUCGUCGUUGAAAGUUAUGCCUCUUCUUCAACUCGUCCUGAUCAAGGAAUGAACGUUAGACUUUCAAAACUGUUAGUCAAUUUGAUCCAUGUCAUUUAAAUUGAUGGUAUGUAACUGCUUUUCCUCUGGAUUAUUCACAACAAAUCAAAUAAAUUAAUGAUAAUAAAAUGAAUAAAAUAGA
Diachasmimorpha longicaudata is the source of this 1969-nucleotide messenger RNA. Its product is annotated as TBC1 domain family member 19. The transcript has 8 exons. Lineage: Eukaryota; Metazoa; Arthropoda; Insecta; Hymenoptera; Braconidae. The coding region runs from base 11 to 1840 and encodes 609 amino acids. The record is from RefSeq and is a predicted model, not a curated record.